Naegleria lovaniensis is the source of this 876-nucleotide messenger RNA. RefSeq lists its product as uncharacterized. Lineage: Eukaryota; Heterolobosea; Eutetramitea; Acrasida; Naegleriidae. Bases 1 to 876 code for a protein of 291 amino acids. The transcript is spliced from 4 exons. The record is from RefSeq and is a predicted model, not a curated record.
AUGACUGAAAGUUUGCUCACCGUAGUCAACACGCUAGACACGUACUUUACGGUCAUGUCAGCUGAACUGGAACAAAUUAAUCUUGAUAUUGACCUGAUACAUACGUUUAUUAAGAGAUACGGAAAUCGAUAUUGGGAGGCUUCGCUGCAAAAGCUCAAUAGAAUCAAAAAGCAAAAAGAGAAUAUACUCCGAGAUGUCAAGUUACAGAUCGAACUUUUCAAUAUCCACGUUGAAUCGGGUCGAGAGUUAUGUAAUCGUUUGGAGAGAAUAAACCCAAUCAUUGUUCGUCCAAAGGAUGAGGACCUUAUGGACGAUCAACUCAAACAAGCAAGCGGAAAGAACAUGUCGGAUGCUGCCAGAAAGGUCGAUUUUCAGCCACAACGAAAAUUCCUUCGGGAUGGAUCCGUGCUCAUCAAUGACAAUGUCAGGGAGAUUGGAAUUGCGUCGAGUAUUUUGGCCUAUUCCAACAGUAUUGAUGUGAGUAGUGGCGAUGAGGAUGUUGGACCAAAACGAAGAGUAAAUGUACCACUUGCAUCUGUCAUCACACCAUCCACUCAGAGAAGUGUCAACAACAACAAGUCGUCCUUGUCAUCGAAUGGAGGUGCUCUUGGUGCCAGUGUGUUGAAUACUCCAAUGAGUUUGAACAAUAUAUCCCCAGCAGAAAUUCCAUCAUCAUCGACGGCAACUGCUGUACAUACAUCAGGAACAGGUACGACCUUUCAUGGCAAGACAAAGAAGAAAAAGAAGAAAGCACAACAACCUCCAGCACAAACAUCGAAGAAAUUAAGUGAAGGAGAGCAGGUGUUACGAAAGGAUACCAUCCUCACAGAUACUUCAUCAUCAACAGACGAAGAAGAUACCUUUGACAUGGAUUGA